AUGAUCUGCAGAAACCUGUUAGGGUCAGAGGAGUUCUCUGAGGAGGAGCUGGAGCUGUGCAUGCUGGGUCAGGGGGAGGAUAACGAAGGGAGCGACGGAAACCCCAAGGACAGUGAGGGCUCAGCCAGCAGCCCCCCCAGCGACGAUCCUGAGGAGGGCCAGGCCAAGAAGCGCAGCCGCCCAGUCCGCUCCAAGGCCCGCCGUGUGGCUGCCAACGUCCGUGAGCGCAAACGCAUCCUGGACUACAACCAGGCCUUCAAUGCUCUACGUGUGGCUCUCAACCACGACCUUAGCGGCAAGAGGCUCUCCAAGAUUUCCACCCUGCAGAGGGCCAUCAACCGCAUCUCAGCCCUGUCUGUCUUCCUCAACUCCAACCCCCCCAGUAAGCCCUGCUCCCACCGGGAGUGCCACAGGCCGGCUGGGGGGCCAUUGGCGGAGCCCCAAAGCUACAUCUCCUGGCACCAGGCAUCACUCCCCCACCAGAUAGAGCCCCAGCAGGGCACCCAUCCUCACAGGCUGCCAACAGAGACACACCUCUACAUGGACAGCAUGGGCUCCUCGUGUCCACCCUCACCACACUACCCCUGCUACUCCACCGAGGGCCAGUUGUACCCCUUACACGGACACUGUGGGAAAGAGAACCCCUUGGAGCAGCUGCCCAGCUCUAUCAGGUACACCCAGGUGGGCGAGGGGAUGGGGUACCAGAAGGGGGUGUGGGCCUCCUGCGCUCAGGGCUACAUGGAUGCGUUUGUGGACCCGUCUCCAGCCUUGGGCCUCCCCUGGCAGGUGAGCUACCUCCAGGAGACAGCAAGCCCCCAGCACAACCUGUCCCUGCUCUGA
This is a messenger RNA of Oncorhynchus gorbuscha (pink salmon), 840 nucleotides long. RefSeq names its product class A basic helix-loop-helix protein 9-like. The record is from RefSeq and is a predicted model, not a curated record. Bases 1 to 840 code for a protein of 279 amino acids. The transcript has 2 exons. Gene Ontology annotation, molecular function: RNA polymerase II transcription regulatory region sequence-specific DNA binding; DNA-binding transcription factor activity, RNA polymerase II-specific; protein dimerization activity. Gene Ontology annotation, biological process: regulation of transcription by RNA polymerase II; developmental process. NCBI's taxonomy places the organism in Eukaryota, Metazoa, Chordata, Actinopteri, Salmoniformes, Salmonidae.